Molecule: messenger RNA, 989 nt
Organism: Misgurnus anguillicaudatus (oriental weatherfish)
Lineage: Eukaryota; Metazoa; Chordata; Actinopteri; Cypriniformes; Cobitidae
Source: RefSeq, a predicted model, not a curated record
GGAAGAGACAAUCAGCUGACGAAGGAAUAUUGUGGAGUCUCAGUGAGAAAGAGUGGACACAGAGCCAUCAAGAGCGCAGUGAACAGAGGUUAUUGGCAACAAAGCUUCGUCUCCGCUGUACCAACAGAAGCCAAACUUACUAAACUGGAAGCUCAUCCAACAGCUCAUCUUGAACUUGGGCACACGGAGAAAGUUUUUCCUUGGGCUGAAACAAAUGAUUUGAGCUCUUGUGAAACUAUUUUAACAAAGAAGCUUCAAAAUCUCGAGUUACAGAUGAAAGGGUUGCAUCCCAGCAGUGUGGAGCGCUCGGCCCCAUUUUUACUUACACCACCAAACCCACUGCAAAACCUUGAGCUGAUGGAUCCUGAAACAGACCAGCAGGAGACGAUAUCACACCAUCAGACCUCCAAAUACCUUACUGAUAUCAAACAAGAAGGUGAGGGUGAUGAGGAUGAUGUGUUUGUGCUGGAGUUGCAGAGAGGAUCAUGUGGUUUGGGUCUGGCAUUGGUAGAUGGACAGGAAACACCAUUUAAAGUCAAUGGAAUAUACAUCAAAUCCGUAAUGCCGGAAUCUCCUGCUGCUUUGUCCCAGCGGCUGAGACCAGGGGAUCGUAUUCUAGCAGUGAAUGGACUCAGUCUGGUUGGGGUGGACUACCAAACUGGCAGGGAGCUCAUUCAGACAUCAGGAGACAGACCCCGAUUACUAGUUGCCAAAUCUGACAGAAAUACAAGAGAAGCAUAACAUUCCUCCCACAAAACAACUUUUCUACAUUUUUUACCAAAUGCUUUUAUGUAUAUGUCUUUUAUUUUAUUGUUAUACGUGUGUGUGUGUGUGUGUUUCAUUAAUUGAAUUUUGAGAUUAAAUGUAUCGAUGUUUUUUUGAAAUGAUAAAACAUUUGUUAAUGUAUGUCUUAUACAAAUGGCCUCAUUGCCUUGACCAACUAAGUAAAACCUUUUUUUUUAAAAUGCUGCAUCCUUAUUGCAUAGACC